Messenger RNA from Haemonchus placei, 294 nucleotides. NCBI's taxonomy places the organism in Eukaryota, Metazoa, Nematoda, Chromadorea, Rhabditida, Trichostrongylidae. The record is from the annotation of a GenBank genome assembly.
AUGUUCAAACUGUGCGUCAAAGGAGGAUACCGAACCGAGAUUUAUUCUGGAAAAGUUAAUGACAAUAAAGGAAGUGUUGCGGGAAACAUAGUCAUGCGUUUGAUGGAUGGUUUGUUGGAUUCUGGUCGAACAGUUUUCUGUGACAAUUGGUACUUCUCAGUUGGUCUAAUUCGAAGGCUUUUGGAAAGAAAAACGGACUUCGUGGGAACUUUUCGCGAACAAAGGGAAGGUUUUCCUUCUGCACUCACAAAGAAGAAAAUGCCCAAGGAUACGGCUGAAGCUAUGCAGUCUUAA